AUAAAUGCAGAGCCAGAGGAAGCAAGUGGGAAAACAAAGACCAAAGUCAUCACUCUUGUCUUGUUUUCCUUUUUCUCAAACCAAACACCAAGAAGUGUGAAAUCAUGUCUCCUCCUCUCCAGUGGCUAACAAUCUCCUUUGCCCUAAUCCUCUUUCUGAGCUCUUCCACUGUUCUUUCCCAUUCCGAUCGGGUCACCCGUUUACCCGGUCAACCCCGGGUCGGAUUCCAGCAGUACUCCGGUUAUGUCACUGUGGACGACAAGAAACAGAGGGCUCUGUUUUAUUACUUCGCUGAGGCAGAAACUGAUCCUACCUCUAAGCCUCUCGUCCUCUGGCUCAAUGGAGGACCAGGAUGCUCAUCUUUGGGUGUUGGUGCAUUCUCAGAGAACGGACCCUUUAGACCCAAAGGACCAGUCUUGGUCAAGAAUCAGCAUAGCUGGAACCAAGAGGCUAAUAUGUUGUAUCUGGAGACACCUGUUGGAGUUGGAUUCUCUUAUUCAACUCAGAGCUCCUCUUAUGAGGGUGUCAAUGAUAAGAUCACUGCAAGAGACAACCUUGUGUUCUUGCAAAGGUGGUUCCUCAAGUUCCCUCAUUAUCUCAAUCGAAGUCUCUUCAUCACUGGUGAAAGCUAUGCUGGCCAUUAUGUUCCCCAGUUAGCUCAGCUUAUGAUUCAGUACAACAAGAAGCACCAUUUGUUCAAUCUCAGAGGAAUUGCUAUUGGCAAUCCGGUUCUGGAGUUUGAGACUGACUUCAAUUCGAGGGCUGAGUACUUCUGGUCUCAUGGCUUGAUAUCAGAUUCUACUUACAAAAUGUUUACAUCUUAUUGUAAUUACUCGCGCUACGUGAGUGAGUACUAUAGAGGGUCAAUGUCUAGUAUAUGCUCUAAAGUGAUGAGUCAAGUUAGCACUGAGACAAGUCGAUUUGUCGACAAAUAUGAUGUUACUCUCGAUGUCUGCAUUCCUUCUGUGCUAUCUCAAUCAAAAGUAGUAAGCCCUAACGUGGGAGAAUCUGUGGAUGUAUGUGUCGAAGAUGAGACUGUGAAGUAUCUAAACCGAAGAGAUGUCCAAGAAGCUCUUCAUGCUCGGCUCAUUGGAGUACGGGAAUGGACUGUUUGCAGCAAUGUGCUUGAUUACCAAUUGCUUGAUGUGGAAAUACCGACGAUUAAUAUCGUUGGGAGCCUUGUUAGAGCUGGAGUUCCAGUUCUUGUUUACAGUGGAGAUCAAGAUUCUGUGAUCCCUUUGACCGGAAGUAGAACCUUAGUGAGCAGAUUGGCCAAGCAAUUGGGACUGAGAACAACUGUGCCAUAUCGAGUCUGGUUUGCAGGACAACAGGUUGGCGGAUGGACCCAAGUCUAUGGGAAUGUCCUGUCAUUUGCAACAGUGCGAGGAGCUGCACACGAGGUCCCAUUCUCACAGCCUGAGAGAUCACUAGUGCUAUUCAAGGCGUUCCUGGACGGUCAUCCUCUCCCUGAAGAAUUCUGAUACUGACCAUGAUUUGUUGAGCUUAUGUAAGUAUAAGAAAAUAGAAUUUGGCAAAGGCUUAUCCUAAGAAUGGCUUAUUUGAAAAGAAUUUAAAAAAUCAGAAAGAUUUGUUUUUGUAAAGAUGUAAACCUUGUAGGAAGGAAGCUGUGUGUUCUUGGAAUUUGAGUGUUGUGUUUACUUUGAA
Capsella rubella is the source of this 1665-nucleotide messenger RNA. RefSeq names its product serine carboxypeptidase-like 45. Lineage: Eukaryota; Viridiplantae; Streptophyta; Magnoliopsida; Brassicales; Brassicaceae. Gene Ontology annotation, biological process: proteolysis. Gene Ontology annotation, cellular component: vacuole. The transcript has 10 exons. The record is from RefSeq and is a predicted model, not a curated record. Gene Ontology annotation, molecular function: serine-type carboxypeptidase activity. Bases 105 to 1481 code for a protein of 458 amino acids.